Manis javanica (Malayan pangolin) is the source of this 1426-nucleotide messenger RNA. It is a transcript of the gene NTF3, whose product is annotated as neurotrophin 3. Gene Ontology annotation, molecular function: nerve growth factor receptor binding; growth factor activity. The record is from RefSeq and is a predicted model, not a curated record. Gene Ontology annotation, cellular component: dendrite; axon; synaptic vesicle. Lineage: Eukaryota; Metazoa; Chordata; Mammalia; Pholidota; Manidae. Gene Ontology annotation, biological process: nerve growth factor signaling pathway; negative regulation of neuron apoptotic process; neuron projection morphogenesis.
UCUGCUCCCGGGACUCAGAGUUGAAGGCUCCGCUCCCUACCGAGCAGCUCCGCGCGCGGCCCCGCGAGAGAGCCCGGCGCAACUACUUUCACCCCUUUCUUUCUUUCUUGUCUUUUUUCCCGGGCUGGGUGGCGGCGGCGGCGGGGUGGGGGAGACUUUGAUGCCCGAGCUCGCGUCCACCUUUCUCUACAUGUCGACGUCCCUGGAAACGGUCACACGGAUGCCAUGGUUACUUCUGCCACGGAACACCUGAAAAUCGAGGACCUUUCCCACCCCAGAUCUUGGGCCAGUUGUUGUCCAUGCCAAGCAGCUUCUGAUGCUGAGUUGACUCUUACAGGUGAACAAGGUGAUGUCCAUCUUGUUUUAUGUGAUAUUUCUCACUUAUCUCCGUGGCGUCCAAGGCAACAACAUGGAUCAAAGGAGUCUGCCUGAAGACUCGCUAAAUUCCCUGAUUAUUAAGCUGAUCCAGGCAGAUAUUUUGAAAAACAAGCUCUCCAAGCAGGUGGUGGAUGUUAAGGAAAACUACCAGAGCUCCCUGCCCAAAGCAGAGGCCGCCAGGAAGCCGGAGCAGGGAGAGCCGGCCAGGGUGGGGUUCCAGCCCGCAAUCGCGACGGACACUGACCUGCUGCGGCACCAGAGACGCUACCACUCCCCCCGGGUCCUGCUGAGCGACAGCACCCCCUUGGGGCCCCCUCCCCUAUAUCUCAUGGAGGAUUACGUGGGCAACCCCGUGGGGGCAAACAGAACGUCCCGGAGGAAGAGGUAUGCAGAGCACAAAAGUCACCGAGGGGAAUACUCAGUAUGUGACAGCGAGAGUCUGUGGGUGACCGACAAGUCAUCGGCCAUCGACAUUCGGGGACACCAGGUCACGGUGCUGGGGGAGAUCAAAACCGGCAACUCUCCUGUCAAACAAUAUUUUUAUGAGACAAGAUGUAAAGAAGCCAGGCCUGUCAAAAACGGUUGCAGGGGGAUUGAUGAUAAACACUGGAACUCUCAGUGCAAAACGUCCCAAACCUACGUCCGAGCACUAACAUCAGAAAACAAUAAACUCGUAGGCUGGCGAUGGAUACGGAUAGACACCUCCUGUGUGUGUGCCUUGUCGAGAAAAAUCGGAAGAACAUAAAUUGGCAUCUCUCCCCAUAUAUAAAUUAUUACGUUAAAUUAUAUGAUAUGCAUGUAGCAUAUAAAUGUUUAUAUUGUUUUUAUAUAUUAUAAGUUGACCUUUAUUUAUUAAACUUCAGCAACCCUACAGUAUAUAAGCUUUUUUCUCAAUAAAAUCAGUGUGCUUGCCUUCCCUCAGGCCUCUCCCAUCUGUUAAACCUUAUUUUGUGACCCGGCUCUCAGGAGCUGCUCUGUAAAAUCUGUGUACACCAGUAUUUGCGUUCAGUAUUGUCAAGGCCAUGACUGUCGUUUUAGUAAACUUGUU